AUGAUAAGAGGACUUGUGUCCGGGUUAGGUGCACGUACAGUGCGUAUAGGUGGCUCGAAUACGCUUUGCUCCAUCAGAACUGCUUUGUUCUCACAAUCAUCAUCAAGAUCGUUAACUACAUCAUCUUCUACACCCACUAGUCCAAUCUACCAAGUUGAAAAUAGAAACACUUUCAAACCAGUGUUAUCACGAAAGACGUUUCUCUUGGACUAUUACUCGCAUUUGAACAGAACAAACAAAAUCAUUUUGUAUGUUCAUCACGGUCAUUUGAAUAAAGUGGACAACCACAAGUUUAGAACCGAUUUAACCAAUGCUGGAGCCAAAUUACAUAUUUUAAGAAAUAGUAUCUAUAAUGUGUUUUUAAGAAACAGCCAAGAAGAAGAUCCUGCUUCUGCAGAAGCAUACCAUAAUAAUAAGGAUAAACAGCAUCCCUUAGCUCCGCUUUUAAAUGGUCCCACAGGGAUAAUUACUAUUCCAACUGUUGAUCCAUCAGUGGUUAAGAGUGUGGUGAAGAUUCUUGAAGGUGCACAAGAACGGAUGUUUUUAAUUGGUGCUCUGGUUGAUUCGUCUGUCUUUACCACUGAACAAAUUGCCGAAUUCAAGGAAUUGCCUACUCAAGAACAAUUACAAGCCCAAUUGGUUGGAGUCUUGACCGUAUUAGGAGGUGCUGGUUUGGUGAGAACUUUGGAGUCUACUCCUACUACAUUAUACUUGACUAUGAAGCAAAGGGAAGAUGAUAUGUCUCCCGAAGAAGAGGAUGCUGAGAAGAUCUGA
Molecule: messenger RNA, 774 nt
Organism: Lizanozyma spartinae
Lineage: Eukaryota; Fungi; Ascomycota; Pichiomycetes; Serinales; Debaryomycetaceae
Product: mitochondrial 54S ribosomal protein uL10m
Exons: 1
Coding region: 1-774 (257 amino acids)
Biological process (GO): translation
Cellular component (GO): mitochondrial large ribosomal subunit
Molecular function (GO): structural constituent of ribosome
Source: RefSeq, a predicted model, not a curated record